AGAGUCCACUGUAAGUAGAAUGUUUUUACUGGAUACGGUCGAUACCGUGUUAGAUGGAAACAUACAGGAUUUUAUUUCAUCAAUUACCUUCAAAAUCGAAAAGAGCAAAGAGAAGUUUUUACCACGAAAAGUAUGCCAGAGGUGCCUGGAACUGCUUAAAUUUUUUGCCAAAUUCCGCUCCAAGUUAUACACCAUACAGUUGCUAAUGGAUUCACUAGUGGAACUAAAAUUAUCAAAUCCGGAACCAAUCAAAAACUUAUUUCAAACCAAAUCAGAACAAUUAACAGUUCUGUUCAAAGAUCUCGAUCUGUGCACGAAAAACGACGCUCUGGUGGAUGACUUAAUAAAUGAGUUUCAUGAGUACCGUAUUGCUAAAAUGGGCCAGCGUGACACAAGCGAGAUUUCUUUCGAAAAAAUAGUAUUUGAACAUAACUAUUUCUAUGCAGAAGAAUGUACUACUACGGAAUUGUCUGAGCUGCUAAUUGAGCCUGUAGAGAAUGAACUUGAACCUGUGGUGGAAAUCGCAGGUCACCCGGAAGGAGAUCAAUCAUAUAAUCAGGAUGAAUCGGAUCGUGUUGAAUGCAAAAAUCCAAAAAAGGUUAGAAAGCGUAUUCGAAAAUAUGCAGGCCAACGACUGGCUGAGCCUCUGCAAUGCUCGCAAUGUGAUUAUCAGUCAAACUAUCCGGCCAGAUUCGAAAAGCACGAACUUUCGCACAGCUUGAGAUAUGAAUGUCGACAUCCCGGGUGUUCGAAAGUAUUCCUGAGCUGUAGGUCGCGCAGCAGCCACUAUUCAUCGUGUCACAAGGCCGUAGUUUGUGAGACGUGCGGUAAACAAUUCAUGAGUAACGCUUCGUUGACCACGCACAGAGAACGGCAUCAAAAUCUGUUGCAAUAUGGAUGCUCAUUCUGCGGUAAGAAACAUAACACGAAACAGGAUCUUCGACUUCACAUAAAUAACCGUCACAACGCAGCUCAUUUCUACUCGUGUGAAACAUGUGGGCUGCAGUUCAAGCGAAAAUCGGUGCUGAAUGAUCAUGUUUUAAUUCACUCCAAUAGAAGAGAUUACAAGUGUGACAAAUGCGAUAAAGCUUUUGUACGCCCGGCUACCCUUAAACUGCAUCGUCAAACCGUACACGAUAAGGUACGCUUUACGUGCGAGCUCUGCGAUGAAUCUUACGUCAGGAAGUUGAAACUUCAGGAUCACAUGGAGUAUGUGCAUAGGAUUCAGUGCAAGUUCCCUUGCGAUGUUUGUCUGCAGAUCUUUAGAGACCAGAGUUCCUUAGAUGCGCACAGAGCGCGUCAUGAUAAUCCUACAGAUCAGGAGUGUGGCGUGUGUCUAGCUGGAUUUCCAAAUGAUGACGAAGUGAAAACUCAUCUGUGCAUUACCUACAGGGAUGACUAUAUUUGCUGUGAAAAGGAUUUUCGAUAUCAUUACGCAUACAACAAGCACAUGCUACUUAAGCAUGGUAUUCGAACCAAUGUACGCGUCAAGCCAAUUCCUAACGUAUUGCUUGGAGAGAUAAGAGCCAAACGGAAACGGAUCGAAUCCUGUCCAAAAUGUGAGACUGUGUUUGCAACUAGAAAUCAAAAAAAGUUGCACAUGGAGGAAUGUACGGGUCCCGUUGAGACCCUUGAUAAGCUAGAAGAAGAUGACUAUCUGAUGGAUAAUCUGUAA
Messenger RNA from Sabethes cyaneus, 1675 nucleotides. RefSeq names its product zinc finger protein 43-like. Gene Ontology annotation, cellular component: nucleus. NCBI's taxonomy places the organism in Eukaryota, Metazoa, Arthropoda, Insecta, Diptera, Culicidae. Gene Ontology annotation, molecular function: DNA-binding transcription activator activity, RNA polymerase II-specific; RNA polymerase II cis-regulatory region sequence-specific DNA binding. Gene Ontology annotation, biological process: regulation of transcription by RNA polymerase II. The record is from RefSeq and is a predicted model, not a curated record. The transcript has 6 exons. The coding region runs from base 20 to 1675 and encodes 551 amino acids.